AUGAGGACUGCAGCAUUCUCUUUCAUUGGAAUUCGUAAGCAUUUUUGGAAGGAAGUUUUUUAUAACAUUUAACUAUACCAAGAUUCUAUAGAAAUGACUGAAAUUGUAGGCAUCAUUUUAUAUUCAGAAAUCUAAAUCACCAAAAUACAUUCUGCCAUUGAAAUUGUCGACUGUUUUAGAAAUAACAGGAUAGGUUAGUAAAAAUAAUAAGAAUUUCAGUGGAUUCUAGUUUAAUUAUAAAGACUCAACUAAAAUAAUGAAUUGUAGAUCCUAGGAUAUAGCUAUGUAAAUUUACUUUCUAUUAUUAGUUUUAUGGAUAUGAUAAGUAAUUAAGUAACUUUUCUGAAUAUUACUAUGUUUUAUUAGGCAAUUGAAAUAAUAGGUAGAGGUAGCUCAUCGAGUGUUUCUAUUGUGAUUGAUACUUUUUCAUAGGAAUAAUUUGCUGUCAAAAGUAUCAAUAAAUAAUACCUCUUAAAAAAUGAUAAAUUAAAAGUACAAAUCAAUUUUAUAGUAGAUAUUAUUUGAAAAUGAGGUAAAGAUCUUAUAAGAAUUGACUAAAUACAAUCAUCAAAAUUAUUUUGUGCAUUUAUAUAGAGUAUUUGAAAGCAAAACAUCAUAUUACUUAAUCUUGAAUCUUAUGAAGGGCAAGUCACUCACAGCUUUCUACAAUAAAAACAAAGUAAGCAAUAAGGUUAAAUUAUUUGAAAUUAGAAACAAACAGACUCCAAGUAUUUCUCUCCAGAUAUUAUUAAAUCAAUCAUGAAGAGACUUCUUUCAGGUGUUUCCCUUCUACAUUGUCAUCAAGUAUUUAAUACAUCUAACUUAGAUAAUCCACAGAGAUCUUAAACCUGACAAUCUCUUACUUCUUGAACCAAAUAAUGUUGAAACCCUUACUAUAGCAGAUUUUGGAUUGGCAACUUAUAGUAAUGUAGAAAAGUAAUAAAACUCUUCUAUUCUAUAGAUAUUCCUAUCCAAUAUGUGGAACUUAAGGUUAUAUGGCACCAGAAAUCACUCAUUACAAAGAAGGAUAAAUAAAAUAUGAUGAAUAAAUUGAUAUCUACAGUGUUGGUAUCAUUUUUAAUUGGCUGUAUUAUUUAUUAUAAUCUUAGACUUAUUGGAGAUAUAGAUAAAAAUAAUCCUAAAUUAUAGAAAUUGGAUUCAAUCACAUUGAAUUUAUUGAAUAAUCUUUUAAAAAAAAAUCCAAAAGAAAGAUUAUCUGCAUAAGCAGCACUUCAUCAUCCUUAUUUCCAGGGUGAUGAAACUACUAAGAAGACAAUCCAAUCAGAAUAUGGAUUUGUAACUCCAUAUUUUAUUCUAGGAAAAUGUUGAUUCAGAGACUAUUGUAUAACAUGAAGAUAUCAAAAACUAUUAAUUGCCUCUCAUGAAGAAAAUUCAACGUUAAAUAUGA
This is a messenger RNA of Paramecium pentaurelia, 1408 nucleotides long. NCBI's taxonomy places the organism in Eukaryota, Ciliophora, Oligohymenophorea, Peniculida, Parameciidae. The record is from the annotation of a GenBank genome assembly.